CUCUCCAUUCAAGGUGCGGCAGCCAAGCAGGUGCGUGAGGAAUCGUCGAGAAAUCAUAUAGCUGUUGUUUGCUAACUUUAUUUUUUAAAGCUAAGGAAAACGUGCCUAGAUAGCAAAAGACGAGCCAGUUUUUUUUCCUCGCAAGGAAGCAGACUUGUUUUUUUAAAGAAGAGAGAAGUCUGUGUCUUGAGGAGUACCUGAACAGGUGAACAGCGUCCUUUGUUGUUUCAAAGUCAAGUCGGAGAAGAAGUAGAAAUGGCUAACUCGGGUCUUCAGAUUCUGGGAUUCGCCCUGGCUCUUCUGGGCGUGAUUGGACUCGUAGUUGGUACAAUUAUGCCCCAGUGGAAGAUGUCUGCCUACGUCGGGGACAACAUCAUCACUGCGAUCUCCAUGUACGAAGGACUGUGGAUGUCCUGUGCGUUCCAGAGCACAGGUCAAAUGCAGUGUAAAGUGUACGACUCCAUCCUGCAGCUCAACAGUGCUCUUCAGGCAACCCGCGCCCUCAUGAUUGUGAGCAUUAUUGUAACGCUGGCUGGUCUGGGUGUAGCUUGCAUGGGGAUGAAGUGUACCAACUGUGGCGGAGAUGACAAAGUGCGCAAGUCCCGCACUGCAAUGGGUGGUGGAAUUAUUAUCUUGAUUGGAGCUUUGUGUGCCAUUGUUGCCUGCUCUUGGUAUGCGAAUGACAUCAUCCGGGCCUUCUACAACCCUUUCACCCCUGUCAACACUAAGUAUGAGUUCGGUGCUGCCAUCUUCAUUGCCUGGGCUGGUGCGUUCCUGACCGUUGUGGGAGGCGGCAUUCUGGCAGCAAGCUGUUCAAAAAGCAAAGGGCGUCAAAGUGGACCAAAGUAUCCCAUCUCCAACCCCAGAUCCAGUGGUAGCAACAAGGAUUAUGUAUGAACAGGAACGUUCCUGGUUUGAGGCUGAAGGAACACUUUAACAUUUACACUCGUCCAACUAAGAGAUUGAAGCAUUGCAAAGAUGUAUCGCAGGAGGUGGAGACCUCACUUUUUAUUUUGUAUUUUAGUUUCACCAGUACUAACCUGUGAUGUUACUCUAUUUUAUUAAAUUCAGUAAAAUAUUUUAAAUGAUGGCUGUUUACCUGAGACCAAGAUUAUUGGCUUUGUUUUGUCUGGAUCUGUACCUACUGCUCGCGUGCUUAUCUAAUGUACACCACACCACCCACGUACUAUGUCAGUCCUGCCUCAUUCUGCCAAAAUGCUGUACUGUGACACUGGCAGUAGACCCUUUAGAUCAGUUACAGGUUUGGUUCAGUGAACCUCUGCAAUGCACUUUGGUGUCUGAAGAGCUUUGGGGCGCGCCAGUUGUAAGCAAAUCUCUCCCUCCCCCCCCCCCCCCCCCCCCCCCCCCCCAAAAAAACCAAACCAAAAAAACAACUAAAUUCUGGCAUGUGGCUGUGUUAUCUUGCUGCUGCCAUCAGAGUGCCAUAACACAUGAGGGAGCAUAGUGGGUCAAGUUGCCAGCUAUGUCAACAAUUGGGCAACAAAUCCCGCCCCCCCCCCCC
Maylandia zebra (zebra mbuna) is the source of this 1522-nucleotide messenger RNA. Its product is annotated as claudin-7-A. Gene Ontology annotation, cellular component: bicellular tight junction; membrane. The record is from RefSeq and is a predicted model, not a curated record. Gene Ontology annotation, molecular function: structural molecule activity. Lineage: Eukaryota; Metazoa; Chordata; Actinopteri; Cichliformes; Cichlidae.